AUGGCUUCCAGAGGCUUUUCCAAGGCUCUUCGUAGCCAAUUGGCCCGUCGAGUGGCUUCGCCCGCUGUUCAGCAACGUUCUUUCGUUGCUGCGUCCAACAUCGCCAGAACUACUAUCAAGGCUCGUCCCGCUCUAGCUGGUGCCGUUCAGCAACAGGUUCGCGGUGUCAAGACCAUUGACUUCGCUGGAACCUCCGAGGAGGUCUACGAGCGUGCUGACUGGCCUAAGGAGAAGCUCUUGGAAUACUUCAAGAACGACACCCUCGCCCUUAUCGGCUACGGUUCGCAAGGUCACGGCCAGGGUCUUAACCUCCGUGACAACGGCCUGAACGUUAUUAUCGGUGUCAGGAAGAACGGUCAGUCGUGGAAGGAUGCUGAGCAGGAUGGCUGGGUUCCCGGCAAGAACCUCUUUGAGGUCGACGAGGCUAUCUCCAAGGGUAGCAUCGUCAUGAACUUGCUCAGUGACGCCGCCCAGAGCGAGACGUGGCCCGCUAUCAAGCCCCAAUUAACUAAGGGCAAGACUCUAUAUUUCUCGCACGGUUUCUCGCCUGUCUUUAAGGAUAUCACCAAGGUUGAUGUUCCCAAGGACAUUGACGUCAUCCUCGUUGCCCCUAAGGGCUCUGGCCGAACCGUCCGAUCUCUCUUCCGUGAAGGUCGGGGUAUUAACUCUUCCUACGCGGUCUUCCAGGAUGUCACUGGCAAGGCUGAGGAGAAGGCUCAGGCCCUCGGUGUUGCUGUUGGCAGCGGAUACCUCUACAAGACCACCUUUGAGAAGGAGGUCUACUCUGACUUGUACGGUGAGCGUGGCUGCUUGAUGGGAGGUAUCCAUGGUAUGUUCUUAGCUCAAUAUGAGGUUCUCCGAGAACGUGGCCACAGCCCCAGCGAGGCCUUCAACGAGACCGUUGAGGAAGCCACCCAGAGUUUAUACCCUCUGAUUGGUGCCAACGGUAUGGAUUGGAUGUACGAGGCUUGCUCUACUACCGCCCGACGAGGUGCCAUUGACUGGACCCCGAGAUUCAAGAGCGCCCUGAAGCCCGUCUUCAACCAACUCUAUGACGCUGUCAGGGAUGGUACCGAGACUAAGCGAUCGCUCGAGUACAACAGUCAGAAGGAUUACCGACAGAAGUUUGAGUCUGAGAUGGAGGAGAUCCGCAACAUGGAGAUCUGGAAGGCCGGCAAGGCCGUGAGAUCUCUCCGACCCGAAAACCAAAAAUAA
Molecule: messenger RNA, 1215 nt
Organism: Daldinia childiae
Lineage: Eukaryota; Fungi; Ascomycota; Sordariomycetes; Xylariales; Hypoxylaceae
Product: Ketol-acid reductoisomerase, mitochondrial
Exons: 5
Coding region: 1-1215 (404 amino acids)
Biological process (GO): L-valine biosynthetic process
Cellular component (GO): mitochondrion
Molecular function (GO): ketol-acid reductoisomerase activity
Source: RefSeq, a predicted model, not a curated record